Molecule: messenger RNA, 3524 nt
Organism: Saccostrea cuccullata (small rock oyster)
Lineage: Eukaryota; Metazoa; Mollusca; Bivalvia; Ostreida; Ostreidae
Exons: 2
Coding region: 157-2796 (879 amino acids)
Source: RefSeq, a predicted model, not a curated record
UAAACGACAUUCACGCGCUAAACUUUGAAGUAACGAUGUCAACUUUUUAAAUUUUUUGCUCUAGUCAUCCGUUAACAAGACUCAUUGCAAAAUAAAGAUGGGAAUGGUGAGACAGUUCAAUGAAAGGUGAAAAUUGACUGGCAACAAAUUCUGAACAUGAUGUUUGGGCCCGAUAAUUGGAAAAUUUCACAAGAAGUGACUCCUUCAAAAGACAAUAGUGUUGUUGAUUUAGAUGACAGUACUGAUUUUGACUGUGGGGAUUCUGUUUAUGUCUCUUGCAUCAAUGAUAACAAUAACUAUUCUUGUGUGAAGAAGCUUAGCAGAAGUGAAAUCUUUGUUGACAAUUUGAGGGAUGCUGAGCAAAGGGAACUGGAUCAUCCUUCAAUGGGUAGAAAUCGCAGAGCCAGAGAACAACUACCAAUGCCAACAGAAAUCCCUUCACUGCCUCAGGAAACAAAUCAAGGAGUGCACCAUAAUAUCAGGACACCAGACAUGUGUAAGAAUACCUGUAACUCUUGUGCUUCAGAUGUUUUUUCAAAGUACAGCGCAGAAUACAAGACCAACUCUCAUACAACAAGUGCAUGUAGCAGUUCUUUAGACAGCAUCAUUAAAUCUAUGAGGAAACAAUUUGCUCAUUUUUAUGACGCCUCCAAUGACAAUUGGACACUGCGGGAGGCCAACUUCUUUAACAAGAGCUUGGCAGCUAUAUCCGAAAUAGUGGAUAAAAUAGACCAAUUCAAUCAGAAGUAUCAGACUUUUGUGAUGACCUUUAAUACUCAUAUGAUUAAUAUUCUCAUGCUGAAUAUUGAAAGUCUUCUAUCAAAUGUGGCAGCCUUUAUCAUGUGUUCCAGUAGUAUCCAGAAAAGCAAUGGGGGUAUUGCUUUAUAUCCUGAAGACCUAAUCCAGAGUAUGAAAGUUUUGAUUGAGCAAUCCAUCAAAACAGUCAACUGUACAUGGAUGACUUUUCUACAGUCCACAGUUAGCCAUGUGGAAGGAGUGACAAGUAUUAUCCGAGAACCAACACUCAAUCAUUUCUCACCUAAAUCACAAGAUUGUGAAGCUUUUGUACCAUCCACUAAUACAUGUAGCCAGAAAGAUAGUACAACCAUCAUCCCAAAACCACCACCGAGUCAUUUCUCACCCAAGUCAAGGGACUGUGAAGCAUUUGUACCAUCCAUUAAUUGCAAGACUGAUGGCAUAUCUAUCAUCCAAGAACAACCCCUUAGUCAUUCUUCACCCAAAGCCAGAGAUUGUGAAGCUUUUCUACAAUCCACCAGUAAUCAUAAAGAUGGAGAAACUAUCAUCCAAGAACCAUCACUGAGUCCCUUUUCAUCCAGAUCCAGUGAUUCUGACAUUUUUCAUAGUAAUGAAAGUGUGUGUUUAUCUAAUGUCUGUAUGAAUAUAGAAACUACACCAGGAAAAACAAAUGCAACAGAAUCUGAAGAGGAAGCGAGAGAUGCUCCAAAUAUGGUGAAAAAAGUAAACAGAGAACAUCAUGGACAGAAAACGGAAAUGAGAAAUUCCUGUCAGAGUACUCCUUGUGCCACACUUUGCCAACAAGGUAAAAAGUAUCUGAGCAGUGAUCUUGGUAAUCCUGGAAUAAAAGAAUGUGUUGUACCUCUCCAGAGAAUUGAUGACAGCUUUGCUCUUGCACAACUGGACAAAAGACAAAUUGAAUGGAACAGACAGUCAAAACACAGAAAGCCUGGUCAAAACCGAGAAGCACGGGAAAAUUCUUCAGAUUUAAAGAGGACUCAGAAAUUGAGUUCAAGCAAAGGAACUCAGACACCUGGUAAACUCAAGUCUUUUUGUACUAAGAAUAUUUCAGGAUUAAACAAAACUUCUGGAGUUCAGUGCAACAAUUCUGCAAAGUUCAGUAGUUGUUUGGAUAGAGAAAUUAAGAAAACAAUGUAUUCUUAUUCUCAUGACCCAGUGCACCAAGAAAGGAAAGAGUGUGAUUCUUCACAUGUACUAGACAGAAAUAGAGACGAAAGGAAUUCCUAUCAAAGUAGGAAGAAACUUUUGCCUGACUUCAAUGGUAAUUCAGAGUCAUCACGUGAGAAAGGUACAUCAAGCUCAGCAAAUGAUCAGUCAUUGACAACAUUUGUUUCAUUCGUCAGAUCAUAUGUGUGCAGCCCUUCUUCUUGCAAUGUGUCCCUCCAAGUGUCCUGUGUAGAAAGAAAUGUACUAGCUAGAAAACUCAGUGUACAGGAUACAAAGAAACGAAGCAAAAAUCAGAAAAGAGAACAUGGGUCAAGAAAGAGACAUCUAAACAUGAGUAAAAGUGAUAAAAUUAACACAGACCCUCACAUGAUAAAACAAAGGAGUUCGAGGGAAGAAAAGAAUAGCUCAACUGCAACCCCAAGAAAGCGCAUCAGAAGUGAAGAGGAUACCUCAAAGGUGGAGAAAAUAAAUGUUGAUAAAACUGAAUGUUCAAGGUCAGUGUCUCAGAGUGCUUUCAAUGAAGUUGAAAAAGAUAACAAUAAUAACUUCACUAGACAUGAAGGAAAAAAUAAGAGCAACAUCGAUUCUGUGAAAACUAGUUCACUCCAGAAUGAACCAGACAAGAUGAACAGAGUGAGUGUGAACAAGAACAAGGCUAGAGAUGAAACACAGAAUGAUAAGAAUUCAUGUUCACAGGGAUUAAAACUAUUGGAGGAUGAAAAUCUGUUCUUCCUCAACAAACAAGCAGAACUGACCGCUAAAAUCAAAAGCAGUAGAAAAGUGCCAAAGGCGAGUAAUGGUACUUCUAACAAUGCUGUUUCCCCUUCCAAACUAAAACCGACUAAAGAAUGAGUUUGAAACGAGGCAUUAUUUUCUCUAAGUUUACAUGAGAUUUUUUUACCAUACCAAUUCGAGUAAAGUUAUUUGUUAUCAUGAGUUGAGUAAUCAAUAUGACUCGUUUAACAUCUGAAAAGUUUGUUUUUUCAAAGAUGUACAAAAUUGGAAAGAAAUUUUAUUGCAAGUGCACAGAUAUGUACCGGUAUUUAAAACAUCGACUUUUCCAAAAUUUGUAAAGAAAGAUGUCAAGAAUUUCUAUUGUUGUUUUUCCCACAUUUGUGGUGUUUUAGUUUAGGUAAACAUCAUUUGUUCAGUUAUUAGUUAUUACACUUUAAAGCUGGAUCAACUAGCCAACAUUUCUAUUCUUCUGAAAUUGUGUAAAUAGAUAGUUUUCAGUAGACCCAAAUUAACAAGAGUUAUUUCCCGUCGGUUGCCAUAUUGUGGGUCAACAUGCUUCAUAAUUCAACCAACUUUAACCUGUUAUACUGGCAAUCGUGGGCUGGGAAGCAUUUUUUUUCUGAAAAAUAUACAUUUGUUAGAGCCUCCUUUAUUUCAUAAUGUUUAUUCCCCUUAAUAUUUCUGCUACACACUCUGAUAUUUGGUAGGACAAAGAGGAAAAAUUACCUAUUUGACCACCAAGAUGGCAGCCAAUGGGAAAUAACUCUUGUUAAUAUGGGUCUUCUGAAAACUAUCUAUAAGAAUCAAAUUUCUAGGAACAACCUAAAUAAAUUUGUUUUGCUUAC